Molecule: messenger RNA, 1891 nt
Organism: Oryza brachyantha (malo sina)
Lineage: Eukaryota; Viridiplantae; Streptophyta; Magnoliopsida; Poales; Poaceae
Product: phenylalanine--tRNA ligase alpha subunit, cytoplasmic
Exons: 18
Coding region: 106-1602 (498 amino acids)
Biological process (GO): phenylalanyl-tRNA aminoacylation
Cellular component (GO): cytosol; cytoplasm; phenylalanine-tRNA ligase complex
Molecular function (GO): tRNA binding; ATP binding; phenylalanine-tRNA ligase activity
Source: RefSeq, a predicted model, not a curated record
GUCGGUUUUUCUCAAUCUCACCCUAACACUUCUUCUCCCCAGCUCCCUUCCGCCGCCGCCGUCGUUGCGGCCGCCGCCGCUGCCACCGGACCGCCUCCCUGCACCAUGGCGGACAAGUCCUCGUCGGACGUGGAGGCCAGCCUCCUCGCCCACCUCAACUCUGGCGGCGAAGUCCCGGACUCCCGCUCCUACGCCUCCUCCCUCGGCGUCACCCACGGUGAGCUCGGGGACGUCAUCAAGAGUCUCUCCGCUUUCCGUAUCGUCGAGACCGCGGAAAUCACCAAGGAGACGUGGGUGCUCACCGAGGAGGCGAAGGGGUACGCAGCGAGUGGUUCCCCGGAGGCGCAGCUCGUGGCUGCGAUCCCACCGGAGGGCGCCUCAAAGGAUGUGCUCAAGGAGAAAUUGGGAUCUAUUUUUGACAUCGGCAUGAAGACAGCUGCGAAAAACAAGUGGAUUGGGUUUGAGAAAGGGAAUAAAGACUUGGUGUUCAGAAAGGUUGACACCAUCAAUGAUGAGUUGCAAGAGCAGCUGAAAAGGCUAGAGAGUGGAGAGGUUCUUUCUGAUAAGAUGAUUGAUGAUUUGAAAAGAAGAAAACUUAUUACGAAAGAGAAAUCAAUUUGGUAUGCCCUAAAGAAAGGACCCCAGUUUGUUGCGAAGAGGAAAAAAUUGGCAACUGAUGUGACACAAGAGCAUCUCAGAAGUGGUGAUUGGAAGGAUCUUGAAUUCAAAGAGUAUAAUUUUGGAGCCCAGGGACAACCAAUUGCCAUUGGUUAUGUGCAACCUUUGUUGGAGGUGCGGGAGGAAAUCCAGAACAUUUUUCUUCAAAUGGGGUUCAGUGAGAUGCCAACUAAUAAUUUCGUUGAGAGCAGCUUCUGGAAUUUCGAUGCACUGUUCCAGCCCCAACAACAUCCUGCUCGGGAUUCACACGAUACAUUUUUUCUUGAAGCCCCUGCUGCUACGAAACAAUUGCCUGAAGACUAUCUUGAGAAAGUAAAGGAAGUUCAUCAAUGUGGUGGUUAUGGCUCCAAAGGAUAUGGCUAUGACUGGAAACGAGAUGAGGCAGAGAAAAACCUGCUUCGUACCCAUACUACUGCAGUUUCAACAAGGAUGCUAUACAAACUAGCACAAGAGAAACCUUUUGCCCCUAAAAGGUACUACUCCAUAGAUCGUGUUUUCCGUAAUGAAGCUGUGGACCGAACUCAUCUUGCGGAAUUUCACCAGAUUGAAGGUCUCAUAUGCGAUUAUGGUUUGACACUGGGUGAUCUGAUUGGUGUAUUGGAGGAUUUCUUCUCAAGUCUAGGCAUGUCAAAACUACGUUUCAAGCCUGCCUACAAUCCAUACACUGAGCCGAGCAUGGAAAUUUUCAGUUACCAUGAAGGUUUGAAGAAAUGGGUGGAAGUUGGUAACUCAGGCAUGUUCAGACCUGAAAUGCUACUCCCGAUGGGACUGCCACAGGGUGUUAACGUUAUUGCUUGGGGUCUUUCACUGGAGAGGCCAACAAUGAUUCUUUACGGCAUCGACAACAUUCGAGACCUCUUUGGACCAAAGGUUGAUUUCAACCUCAUCAAGAGCAACCCCCUCUGCCGCUUGGGACUGCAGUAAACCUUGCAAAAAUUCCUCGGGACUGAUUAAGUAACAACAUUUGUUUAGUUGAUCAGUGGUUGAACGUGAAGAGAUCUUUCUGGCUUUACCUUGAAACAUCAAUACAUGUGCAUUUUAGCGGAGGUUUUGUCAUUACAGUUUUGAGUGACAUGAGAUCCCCAGCAUAUUUUCGUGUUCAUACUCUAAUACUUUUAUAUUUUAAUCGCCACAUCUGAUAUAUGAGAUAUCCGUGUACUUGUGUAUCUUUAGUUUUGAGAGUGUCCUCUGCCACUGCGGUUUUGAGCUUGAA